AUGCCACCACAUAAUCUUCGAUUAAAGAUUGGUUCCCCUAUUAUUCUCCUCCGUAAUUUGAAUCCACCUCAAUUAUGUAACGGUACGCGUUUGGUCAUCAAAAAGAUCACCGGAAACAUUCUUGAAGCAACCAUUUUGGCUGGGAAGUUUAAAGGAAAAGUGGUCCUGCUGCCACGUAUUCCGAUGAUACCAUCAGAUUCUACCAUACCCUUCAAAAGGCUACAGUUUCCAAUUCGUUUAGCUUUCGCCAUGUCUAUAAAUAAAUCUCAAGGUCAAACAAUGUCCAUUUGUGGUUUAGAUUUGGAAAAUCCAUGUUUUUCUCAUGGGCAACUAUAUGUUGCGUGUUCACGUGUUGGGAAACCGUCGAAUCUAUUUGUGUUAGCUAAAGACAGGUUAACCAAAAACAUUGUGCACCAAUUGGUGUUACAUUGA
Messenger RNA from Arctia plantaginis, 432 nucleotides. The record is from the annotation of a GenBank genome assembly. Lineage: Eukaryota; Metazoa; Arthropoda; Insecta; Lepidoptera; Erebidae.